Molecule: messenger RNA, 1774 nt
Organism: Aegilops tauschii subsp. strangulata
Lineage: Eukaryota; Viridiplantae; Streptophyta; Magnoliopsida; Poales; Poaceae
Source: RefSeq, a predicted model, not a curated record
UAGUCAAGUGAAGUCUUUCUUAUUUAGAUUUUCCUGAAGGAACCACCAUGUGAGCCCAUGUGUGGAGCUUUGGUUCUCUUGCAAAAGAUACGUACGUAGUUGGUGUCCAGUCAUCUGCUACAUGGUGGAGAAGUAUUACUGAUUAAGUAGUAGCUUAAUUUACAGGCAGAGAAGAGAUGCAUAGUUUGAAUUGGGGGUCCAGAUGAGAACUGAAAAGGAAACCCUGCCUUAUUGCCUAUAUAUAAGAAGACAAGAGUCUAUGCCUAUGGACAAGUAGAGAGUGAGCUAGGAUGGCAACAUCACCGAUGACGCAGGAGAACCAACACGCGGUUGUUGUCCUGCCUGUCGCCAACGCCACUGAGGGUGGCCUUGUGGAUUCUGCUGGGCGGCCAAAGGAAUCGCAGCACGCUAGGCUGAAAAUCGACAUAGGUGAGAACAGGAGCAUGGUCAUUGAGAUCACCCUUACAGGGAAGCUGGCUCUGCAGUGCCCUGCUGAUGCUGCGCCCUCGGCGGACGCCGCCGCCGCAGCAGCAGCAGCAGCAGAGGGAGUUAAAAACCAGGAGUACAUGGGCCAGAUGCGCGGAUGGCUGAUGACCGUGGGCACCCUGUUCAUCGGCAUGUCGUUUCACGCGGCGAUGCGACCGCCAAGCUGGAUGCCCAAGGAUUGGUACCAAGUGCUGAGGAAGACUAAUUACAUCCGUCUUCCCUGGUCCCAUCUUUCUCCUGCAGAAAUGGCGGCGCCAGAUAACAUCUCAAAGAAACAGGCUGUUCAUGCAUUAAAGUACGUGCUCAUUAACACGACCACUUUCGCCAUAUCACUGGCACUAGUGCUAGCACUGGUGAUAAUGAAAAGGUCGCCACCCACACGUUUCAUAUAUAUGGUGAAGGUGAUGGUGGGGCUCCUCUGCUUCUUCGUCGCCUGGACCUUCGCCAUCGGUAACGCAUACGAUCCAGCCGCUUCAUGGUUGGUCGUUGCUUAUCUUGCGUUGUACGGCUUUUAUACGCUUGUUACCUUCUUCGCCGUGAUGUGGCUUCCCUACCACCUGCUCAGGCCGGCUUUGGAACGGCUUAAGCUUUUGCCCAAGCCUGCUGCCCAGGUAAGCUCUUGAGAGGCCACAGAUUGUGAAAAUAAGCCAGUGAGAUUAGCAACUGUCUGUUUGGAAAGGCUUCCUAUGAAUGAGAGGUCAUUAAUUUUCAGUGAUGAUGAAUGUAAAGUCUAGAGUGACCUCUGGACUCAUGUCGUCUUUGUUAUGUUUGUUAGAUGAAAGUGCCCUGUUUCCAUGUAGAGUUGGCAGCCAUAUCCUCUGGCAGAAUCAAGCUGCGUCGUGAUUGAGUAACAUGUUUGCUCUGUAGUUGCCUGAUAAUGUUUGGUACCUGAAGAAAACAGUUUCUUGAAUCUGAGCUGGUUUCAGUUUCUGUAUUUUCGCAAUUCAAUUUCAGAGCCUAGUUGCAGGAUUCAGGCAAUAACACAGAGAAAAUAGAUACAUCUGGGAGUGAUUUUACAGAGAUAGAUUCAAUUACAGAGAAAAGUUGAGACACAACCAGCACAAGGGGAGGCUAGGAUUUAACCGAAUACAAGGAGAGAUGCCCAGUGCUGCUCCCAAAUCCCAACCCAUUUCAUACAACUGGAGGUAAAAGAAGAUGGUGAAAGUAAAGCUAAAGUGCAGUAAGGUUGUCGUCGAAAAGUUAUCCCCGAUCACAGUGAGAUUGUCUUCCAUUCUUUAACUGUUGAUUCUUACACCUACACAAUAUUGUUGGUUGGUCCUUGCAUGGU